Molecule: messenger RNA, 3188 nt
Organism: Exophiala dermatitidis NIH/UT8656
Lineage: Eukaryota; Fungi; Ascomycota; Eurotiomycetes; Chaetothyriales; Herpotrichiellaceae
Product: alpha-glucosidase
Exons: 1
Coding region: 386-2950 (854 amino acids)
Biological process (GO): carbohydrate metabolic process
Molecular function (GO): carbohydrate binding; hydrolase activity, hydrolyzing O-glycosyl compounds
Source: RefSeq, a predicted model, not a curated record
CUGAUGUUGUCGGACUUCGGCAGCGAAAUGCGAAGAGGCGAUGGUGGUGAUUGGUUCCAUUUGCAGGUUCGAGCCACCAUCGCACUUUGCAGCCGAACUGCGGUCUUUGGUGUGAUGCUCUUCUUCUCUCCUCCACCAUGAAUUCUCUCCUAAUUGGCGUUUGCCCCGUUUUGCCCCAGACACGGUGCCAGAUACUGGAGUUUGGUGGCAGCAUGGGGGAGCCCGAUGCUCCACGUCUAUCCUGUUGUUCGGCCGAAGUGCCCGUGCUUUGUCGACAGGCCUCCUCGUGAUAUAGGGGGCCAAACUGCUCUUGAAGAUGGCGGCAGUGUCGUCUUCCGUCUUCACAAACUGCUCUCGAGUGCUUAGACUGACUUGAAGUUGCAAGAUGCGUCAGUUAGAGAGCCUGCCCAAGUCGUACCGCGAAGUCGAUGCCAAAUCGACGAGCGGUGCCGCAGUCUGCCUUCAAUCCACCGACCAGGACACGGAAGUUCAAUUUGCGUUUGAAGCCAUCAGGCCGAAUGUCUUCCGAACCACUUUCUUUUCUUCCACCCACCCUCUGCCGCCUUAUCCCUCAAUCCCGCAACCCGAAACGCGGCUGGGGCAGGUAAAGCCGGCAGUUCUUGGGUCGAAAGGCACAGAUCGCACCCUCGAUCUGGGAGAGAUUACAGCCUCCGUAAAAUGGGAGAACACGCCGGUGGUAAUGCUGAAAUGGACUGAUUCUGCGGAAGUCCUUCAUUCUGACCUUUCAUAUCGGUCAUACGUGUUGGACGGCGAGGGCAUUGCUCACUACUGUACCCACGACCGCAAUGCUCUGCACGUCGGUCUUGGGGAGAAGACAGCCCCAAUGGACCUGACCGCAAGACACUUCCAGAUCUCGGCAACCGAUUGCUUUGGCUACGAUGCGUACAACACGGAUCCACUGUACAAACACAUGCCGCUGCUGAUCAAAGCCACCCCGAAAGGCUGCGUAGCCAUUGUUUCCACUAGCCAUAGUCGGGGUUCGUGGGCAGUAGGCUCUGAGAUUGACGGUCUCUGGGGCCAUUUCAAGGUCUACAGACAAGACUAUGGCGGAUUGGAGGAGUACCUCAUCGUCGGACGCACCCUGAAAGAAGUGGUGCGAAGCUACGCAGAACUAGCUGGCUUUCCGCUGCUGGCUCCGCGAUGGGCGUUCGAAUACCUAUCCGGUGGGUACAAAUACACCAUGGGAGACGAUCCUCCAGCAUACAAGCAGUUGCUUGACUUUGCCGACAAGCUGAAGGAACAUGACAUUCCUUGCUCCGCUCAUCAGAUGUCGUCAGGCUAUUCCAUCGCCGAGACUGAACCAAAAGUCAGGAAUGUCUUUACCUGGAAUCGACAUCGGUUUCCUCAGCCGGAAGAAUGGAUUGAGAAAUAUCACUCACUGGGCAUCCGGCUUCUUACCAACAUCAAGCCGUUCCUUCUCGCCUCUCAUCCAGACUAUAAAUACCUGGAGGACAGCAAGGGGCUGUUCACCGAUCCCAAGACUCAGAGCACCGCCGAGAUGCGUCUCUGGAGUGCAGGUGGUGGUGAAAGUGGUACUGGCGCCCAUAUUGACUUCACGUCGGCGGAUGCCUAUCAAUGGUGGGCUCGUGGGGUGGAGAAAUUGAAGGAACAAGGCAUUGAUGCCAUGUGGAAUGACAAUAACGAAUACACUCUGCCCAACGAUAACUGGCAAAUAGCACUGGAUGCUGUUCCUGCAGCGAGGUGCAAGGGUGAGAACAAAAUCGGCCUCUGGGGGCGAGCCAUGCAGACCGAGUUGAUGGCGAAGGCAUCAUACGAAGGCCUCCUGCGCGUGGAGCCUGAUGUACGACCGUUCGUCUUGACGAGGAGCGCCAGUAUUGGAACUUUGCGGUGGGCUUGUAGCUCCUGGAGCGGUGACAACGUCACAAGUUGGGACAGCAUGAAAGCAGCCAACGCGCUGUCUCUCAAUGCCGGCGUCAGCUUGAUGCACUGCUAUGGACAUGACAUCGGAGGCUUCGAGGGUCCCCAGCCAUCCCCUGAGCUGCUCCUUCGUUGGAUCCAGCUCGGAUGUUACCAGACGCGUUUCGCAAUCAACUGCUUCAAAACCUCACCUCAGGACAACCAAUGUGGCGAGGUUAUCGAGCCUUGGAUGUACCCUGAAAUCACUCCCCUGGUCCGCAGCGCAAUCAAGAGGCGGUACGAAAUAAUGCCGUACAUCUACUCACUCGGUCUGGAAAGUCAUCUGACUGCAUCCCCACCCCAACGAUGGGUCGGCUGGGGAUACGAGUCUGAUCCCGAAGUCUGGACGAAGCGGCUCAAAGCUGGCGAAGAACAAUACUGGUUUGGCGACACCCUGUUGAUCGGCGGUGUGUAUCAGCCCGGUGUGGAUACGGCCCAAGUUUAUCUCCCCAGGGCUGAUCCUCAGAACGGGUUUGAUUAUGGCUACUUCAAUGUGAACAAGCCACAUCAGUAUUUCGCCGCAGGUCAAUGGGUCAACAUCGAGUCGAAGUGGAACGAGAGCAUUCCGAUCCUCGCCAAAAUCGGAGGCGCGAUCCCCGUAGGCAAAAAUGUCCAGACCCGAAUGCCAGGCGACAGAAAUCCCAAGUGCAAGUCAAUCCCCGAGGACGACUAUCGAGGUAUCGAAAUCUUCCCGCCGAAAGGCAGUUCUCAUGGACGGUCGUUUGAAACCACGUGGUAUGAAGAUGAUGGCCUUGCCCUUCGUCCUGACAUCUCGUCGUUCACGGUAUCCUACAGCGCCACGGAAGAAAAGGUGACUGUCGACUUGAUUCCGCGCCCUGACAAUGUCUAUGUCCCGGCUUGGAAGGAGGUUGUCUUCAUCCUGCCACCAGGGGAUAACCGAUACCUAGACUCGGCGAGAGGUGUCACUCUGGAACGACUGCCGGCCGAGAGCUGCGGAAGGGUGCGCUACAGGAUGCCGGUCAAACAUGUGGUUCGCCAGAAUGGUGCGUAAUGGACAUGAUGAUGAUGAGACCACUGCAUAAGAUAGGUGCAAAUGUAUCCUUGCAUUAGGUAGGUAGACAACUAUUACUACAAUAUGAAUUGUAGCCAGGUUCCUGGAAUUGUGUUGUCAAUGUACAUUAUAGUGAUCGAUUGCAUUCAAGUUGUCCCGUUGAAGUUGAGUUGGAUAUAAUUAAAAGAAUCUUGAAUGAUGUCAUGGAUUAUAAACAUAUUUCACGCGAUAUCGACUC